Aaosphaeria arxii CBS 175.79 is the source of this 906-nucleotide messenger RNA. RefSeq names its product DHS-like NAD/FAD-binding domain-containing protein. Gene Ontology annotation, cellular component: mating-type region heterochromatin. Gene Ontology annotation, biological process: pericentric heterochromatin formation; replication-born double-strand break repair via sister chromatid exchange; regulation of DNA repair. The record is from RefSeq and is a predicted model, not a curated record. The transcript is spliced from 2 exons. Bases 1 to 906 code for a protein of 301 amino acids. NCBI's taxonomy places the organism in Eukaryota, Fungi, Ascomycota, Dothideomycetes, Pleosporales. Gene Ontology annotation, molecular function: NAD+ binding; histone deacetylase activity, NAD-dependent.
AUGGAGCAACGGUUGCUCUCCGUGUACGACAAGGAAGCCACCGAGGAGUUCACGCUCUUGAAAGAAAGCCUCACGGCCUGUACUCGGUUCAUCGUGGUGGCGGGAGCGGGCAUCUCGACGUCCGCUGGAAUUGCCGAUUUCAAGGACCCCUCUGGACUAGCACAGCGAUUCGGCGGGAAACUCAAUCUUUCCGAGGCAGUCUAUCACAACAACGCGAGGCUGGAAGCCUUCCACGAGUUCCUACGCGAGGCGUGCGUGCAGGCGUCGGCUUCGAAUCCGACACCCUUUCACCACUGGGUUGAUGCUCUUGCUAGGGACCGCCGUCUAGUCCGUCUCUAUACACAGAACAUUGACGGACUGGAGCUGAGGCUGCCCUAUCUCUUCACCCAAACUCCGUUGACGACCAGCGGGCCGUGGCCCAAUACAAUCCAGCUUCACGGGACUUUGCACUACUCGCAGUGCACAAAGAACGGACACGUUCUGCCCACCGAUCUGUCCCUUUUCGUCGGAAACACGCCACCCGUCUGCCGGCUGUGCGAGAUCGCCGAGGAUGAGCGUGUCGCCGCCGGCAAGAGAGGUCGAAACCCUGGGGGACUGCGCCCACGCAUCCUCCUGUACGACCAGGAGGCCGAUUGGGAGAAUGAGUCCAUCGGCAAGGUUCAUGCACACGAUCUCGAGGCCAUGCCUGAUGCCCUGAUCGUGGCCGGGACGGCAUUGGACGUGCCUGGCGCACGCGACCUGGUGAGAAGCAUGGCCGAAGUUGUCCGCAAAAACAUCGGCCUGGCCAUAUGGAUCAACAAGGAGCUACCGAAGCAGAACGUGAUGGCCUGUUUCGACAUAGUGCUUAAGGGAACCUGCGACGAUUUCGCACGGCUGGCAGACAUGCUCGGAGGGGAGAAUUGGUGA